Molecule: messenger RNA, 6426 nt
Organism: Schistocerca americana (American grasshopper)
Lineage: Eukaryota; Metazoa; Arthropoda; Insecta; Orthoptera; Acrididae
Gene: ImpE1
Product: mucin-6
Exons: 8
Coding region: 59-2728 (889 amino acids)
Molecular function (GO): protein binding
Source: RefSeq, a predicted model, not a curated record
CGCCCGGCAGACACGUCGCCCACCUGCUCUGCCCACCAUCCACCGAGCGCUGCCCGCCAUGCCCCACGCUGCCGCCGCCGCCUCGCUCCUCUGCCUCCUGCUCGCGGCCUCUCUGACGGGGCCGUCGUGCGCCGUGCCGUCCCCACAGCGCCGGCCGGCCGCCCCCAGCAGGUGGCGAAUGCUGGGCGCCAGCUGCGACGCGGACCGCGACUGCGCAGUGCCCUACAGCCGCUGCACGGCCGGCGCCUGCGCCUGCCAGGCCUACUACGCCCGCUACAACGAGUCGCGGUGCCUGCCCUCGACGCUGCUGGGCUUCGAGUGCCUGGUGCGGGAGCAGUGCUCACUGAAGGUGGCCAACAGCAGCUGCAUACACGGCCUGUGCCGCUGUGAGCCCGGAUUCCUGCAGUUCCGCCGACACACCUGUCUCAGCCCGGCCAAGCCUGGCGACGUGUGCUACAGCGACGCGCACUGCCGCCUGUGGGACGCCAACUCGCACUGCCACUUCCUCAUCCCCAAGCUGUUCGGUCGGUGCGGCUGCAACGCGCACAUGCUGCCUCGCGGCAGCCUCUGCGUGCCGUCCCAGGAGGAAGACUUUCCGCCGCCGCCGCUGCUGCCCUCGCCGGCCGCUCCUGCCGACGCCACCACCACUCACCCGCCUGUCACCACCGCCGUCACCGAGACCACCACCACCACCACCACCACUGCCGCACCAACAACUACUGCCGCACCGACAAACAAGGCACCAUUCACCCCUGACCAUACCACCACUCCGAGCACCACAGUACAGACUACAGUGGAAAGUACUUCUGUGCAUACUGUUACAGAAGGAGUUACCACGCCAAGCACCACGGCAGCAGCCUCCACGACUCAAAGCCCCGAGGCGACAAGUACCACUUCAGGCGCGGACGAAGCCUUGUCGAGCGGAACGCCGUCGUCAGAGUUCACCGAAUCACUGGCAGUGUCUUUCAGCACCAGCGAUGCUGCACCAGUGACCGAUCGUGAGCCAGAUGUCUCCAUCAAAUACCCCGUCCCCAGUUCCUAUCCUACACCAGCUACGGAGGGUCCUUACAGGGAUGUAACAGCCGAAAUGGAAGCGGAAACCUCUCCGUUAAUGGCUGAUGCUACGUCUCCUCCAGUGUUCAGUACACCAUCAGAACCUGAAGUUCUAACCUCUUCACCGUCCCCUGUUGAAGCCGCAGAAAACAUUUUCGGAAGUUCUGAAGCGACAGUGGAGACAUCAUCGCCAUCACAACCUGCAGAUAUUAGCGACAUCGUUGCUUCUUCAACUAUUCAAUCAUCUAGUCCUGAAGCAUCGACCAGUAGUUCUCCCGAAGCCCUACCGACGACACCGAAACCUGAAACACACUUCGAAGAAAACGUCGAAAUCUCUUCUCCGACCGUUACAGAUUUUCCCGACAAUCUGGCUUCAGAUUCGGUUGAAACUUCCGCUUCCGUUCCGAGUCAUCCACCUCCAUUUAGCGUCGGUACAGAGCUGACGUUUGAUGCCAAUUACGCCACUUCGACGGAUAACCAGCCGUCUUCCUCCAUCGAUGACACCUGGGUGUCAUCAUCCUCGGCCUAUUCCGAGCUGGUGGUAACAACUGCACAGGAUACGUCUUCCUCCGUCGAUGACGGCUGGGUUUCAUCUUCAGCUUCUUCCGACGCUCCUGUAACGACGACUCAGGGUGUAGAUGCCGCCACGAAUGACGUAGAAGUCGGGGCCUCCUCUACAGAACCGGCGACCCCGACGCAGGAGACUCCAGGUACCUCCAGCUCGGAACCGCUUCUACAGGAUGACACUGAAGAAGAAUCAGUCACUGAGAGAGUGGCGCCGUCAGAGCUCACCGACAACCAGUCGACACCGCAGGAAGCGUCAGUUGCCUCUGAAGCUGUACCACCUUCCGGCUCAUCGUCUGCACCGCUAUUUGUUACCGAAGUGACGUCAGCCGAAAAACCUUCUACAGAAGACGAUUUGAUGCUGGCUGCAACGAGUUUUGCGGCAGGGAUGCGGCCCAUGGUGGCGGUGUCGCUGGGGCUGCCCUGCGUGUCUGACCUGCAGUGCCGCGCCGCCGACCCCAACUCCCGCUGCGUGGGCGGCGUGUGCGACUGCGCCCGCAGGCCCAACGGCACCGGCUCCUGCUGGGCCGGCAACCGCGGCUGCCACCCCGGCACCUUCCAGUGCCGGUCGACGGGCGCGUGCAUCAGCUGGUUCUUCGUGUGCGACGGUCGGCGCGACUGCGCGGACGGCUCGGACGAGGAGUGCAACGCGGCAGAGGGCAACGGCUGCCCGCCUCUCGCCUUCCGCUGCGGCUCGGGCGGCACCUGCGUGUCGCGGGCUGCGCGCUGCGACGGCAACAGGGACUGCCCGCUGGGCGAGGACGAGCUGGGCUGCUCCCAGAGGACGGCGUGCCCGGCUUUCACGUUCCCGUGCACUGGCGCCGGAACGGUGAGCUGCCUGCCCGACUACGAGCUGUGCAACGCAGUGGUGUCGUGCGCCGACGCCAGCGACGAGCCGCAGUGGUGCCGCGUGCCGCCCCCGACCGCCGCCGCCUCCCGCCGCCGCCUCCGGCUGCGCGCCCGCCCCCGCACGGGCCCGCGCUGCCCCUUCCGCUGCGACAAUGGCCGCUGCCGCUCCACCGCCAUCCUCUGCUCCGGCCGCGACGGCUGCGGCGACGCCAGCGACGAGGCGCAGUGCAGGGUCUGCAAAUGCGCCCCGGCGUCCGAGUGAGGCUGAGCAGAAGAAGCACAUUCAGUGGGUGGUCGCGCAGUUCGCUGCGGCCAAAGAGCCCCGCCGUCUUCCCAGCGAGGUGCCCGGGCAGCGAAGCGGUUCCGUGCCUCCCGAGAGUCGAUCUGCCACCACCGGAGAUACUUACGGCUUAUGCAUGUAUUGUAAGGACUUGAUGGUGCAGCACGAGUGAAGGAAUGUUGCACGCCAAGAAAUUUCUGUGCUCCCAUUAACGGACGGUGCCUUGAACGCUGUGGGCACUAAAUUUAAGUGUCUCCUUGUUUCUGUUAGUGUACAGUCAUGUGGCCUUCCUAUCUUGACACAGACAGAGAGGAAACUCCCAUAUACUUCUUUCUUACUUACCUGAUUUUGUAACUUACAGAUUUAUCAUAAUUUAUCCUCUUUUUCCGUAUUUUGUUGGUGGAGAAAGAAAUAAGAAACAUCCACAUUACUUAUUUAUUACUAUUUACACACACUAGGAGAUCCCUGGUAAUCGGAUUUUUGUAAUUCUUUACAUUCAUGGUAAUUGACGUUCAGAAUUCAAUUAUCAGUCACCAAAAAUACUUCAGUGCAACACUAAAAAUUCUCGAGAAAAUCGACUUCGAAAUUUUCCAAUGACCAUGAAUUCACCAAAGUAAAUGAGAGUUUUCUGAUGGAUCGUAUGGCUCACUUGGUACUGUUGGACUAGAGUAACCAACUAAUGAAUGGAUCAUUAGUUCAAAUCUCUCUAUGGAUUUUUCGUUUUUUCUUUUUUUUUGUUCAAAUCGAAUAUCUGCAUCAUUUAAAAAUAAAAUUAAUCAAACUUGUGAUAAACAGAACAUAUAUAAUCAUCAUGUUUUUAUGAAAAAUGUAUGUCUUCCUGUUUCUAAUAUCAUAUCACACGCAAAAUUCCAGUUUUCAGUGCAAAUUUAAAGUAGUAAUCUGAUAUUUUACAAAUAUGGUUAAUAUAUUUCGAAUGUUUUCUUUUAAAUUAAACAUCUUUAUUAACAGUCUUUCAUAAAAUAUUGGCAAUUACGAAUUUGUAUUUGCAGUGCAUGCAGUAUGUAAUUAGAAACAAGAAGAUAUACACUUUCCAUCAAAAAUUUUAUUACAUAUGUGUUAAUUAGCAUGUAUUUGAUGAAUCCUAUAGUCAAAUGAUCUAGGUAAUGGAACUGAACGAAAAAAAAAACUAAAAAGAAGGCCAUAGUGGGAUUCGAACCAGCGAUCCACUGAUUACCCAGUUAUCAUCCUGUGACGCCACACGAGCUGUCGUGAAAAAUCGCAUUAAUUUUAGUCAAUUAUUUGCUUGGAAAUCUUCAGAGUUGACUUUCCGGAGAAUUUUUUAGACUUCCAUCGAACUGCUGUGCGAGAUCGAUAUUUCAGUUCUGAAAGUCAAUUACCAUGAAUACAAAAAAGUACAAAAAUCCGACUGCUGGGCACUCUACUUGUCAGAAAAGUCACUGGCAACUUUACAAGAAAUCAACUAUCACUGAGAGUUUCCGUAGAUAAUCACAGUCGCUGCUGCUUGCAACUGUACACUGUCCACCAACUCACGUACAAACUCUAUCGGUGAGUAUACUUCACAGUCCUGAAAGGAAAACUUACUACUUUUAUACUCAAUGUACAGUAAACAUAUUGCUGUUAACGCAAAAAUAGAUACGUGUGUCACCAGUAGAUACAUAUUGUAAGUUUAAUGUUUUUGCAGGUUCGUAUUAAAGUAUUCACUAUGACUCUGAAAGCCCUUUGUAACAAUAUUGCAGGAGACAUGUCAGUCUGCGCCCUGAAAACCGGUAUGUCUAUCAAAUGUAGACAUAUUACCAUUGACUGCCAUAAAGACUGAGCCCCAAAAUGAAAUUUGAUGUCUCCUUUUCCAAAUCUCGUGAGAUGCCAAGCGUCUGUGCCUAACUAUUUUUGUACAGUAUUUUAACAUUUUAUACAAUUUUUCGAUGGCCUUUUUAUGAAUUAACAAUGUCUGACAAGUGUCGAGCUCUUAUCGUCAUCUAUUUUUUGUGACAAAAUAAUACAGAAUCACAUUUUUGGGUUAUCUAGUAGAGUAAUGCGAAUGAAAAUCAUACUGUCAUCAACACUGCAAUAAAAUAAGCGCAGAAGUGGUCAGCAUUUCAUUGCAAAUGUGCAAAAUAACAUAACUGUCGCCGACGCCUCUUUCUUUAAAAAUGGGUUCAAUUCAGAGUAGUAAGUGUUGUGAUUAUGUUCUGUGUAGAUGUACACGACACCAGUGAUCAAAUGCAUUAGAAGAAUAUGUGUCAAAGCGCUUAUUCGUAGGUAGCCUACCUUUUGUGUGAAAACUCAUAACUCUGCUGGUCACAGGAAUUACCAGUACAUUUCAGGCUGCCCCUUGAAAUGAUAAUGCCAGAAAAUAUGUCAAGCACGUGGCCGAGAGGAGCAUCACAGUGACUUUGUUCCAGCACAUAUGCAUUACGGAUCGAGUCUGAAAGAAAAUUCGACUGUCUUUCGAUGCCAGCGUCACUCAAUAGCUAUUUUUCCACCCGCGGGCAAUUUAAAGGUAGAGAAAGUUCUGUUAUUUUUGCUGGCCACGCACGAAAAUCCUUUUCAUGUAAUAGUAUGUCUGUGCAUCUGCGAACCUUCGUCAACUUUGGAUGAAAAUUAAGAGGUUCUGAGUGAUUCUUUCCAUAGAACAUUAAUGAAAGGGAAGAUGCACGUCCAAGGUGAAGAGGCACUGUGUGCUAAAUGUCAACGAACCAGUGACGAAGCCCGGUCUCUGUACAUCCAGUAAUGAAAUGCUAUCCAUUUCUCAGUAGUAACAAACAAAUCCUAUGUGAAACGAAAGAUCAUCAUCGCACCUUGCAACUGUUGAUGUUUUACUCAAUAUAAUUAACGAAUAAAUCAAAUCAUUAAAAGUGUGUGACGUAAUGGAAACGCAAUUAACUCUUAUACGAAAAUCGGUUUUCUUUCAUUACAGAGCAUUUGACACAGUUUCAUAGAGGACGAAAUUCGUGUUGCAGAAUGACUUCAUCAUUUUCUGUAAGCUAAAUAGAGCAAGCAACAUUUCAUCUGCGUAAUCAUCCUUCCAUAUUUGCCCUUUUGACUUAUCUUGCCACAUAAUCUGGUUACAAGUAACUAAGUUACUCUCCCGUUUCUCCAGCUAGCCCAUAGGGUACUUACGCUUGUUAAGUUCUUAGUAUUAUAUGUAGAUUUGGUGUACUUAACUAUUUAUUAUCAGAUGCCCAUAUGUUAUCUAAUCUCAUACCAAUUUCUUACGAACCCAAAGGGUUCCACAAGUUCGCAGGAAACGUGUAGGAAAGACACAGUUCUCCUUCUUGAACAUGUCACAUAUUUAAACUUAUUACUUCAUCAGUAGUAACUAAUAAGUAGUGCAACUCGUCUGCGGAUAUAAAGAUAUAUGUUUGCAUAUUUUAUUCCCGAUACUUAUGAAGAAAAAAGACUUACAGUAUUUGGAGUAUCAGUGACAAUAUAAACUUUGGCUAAUAAUAAGUGGUGGUCUGUGAAAUAAGGAUGGUUCAUUGAAAUUUGUAUGUGAAAUUUUGUGAUAUAUUUUGUAAGAUAUUUUAUCCGUUUAGAAAAAAUUUUCGCUGUAAUAAAAUGCCAAAAAAGUAGAAAGAUAUUACAUAAGGAAAAUAUUUCAACGUAUACGCACAUAAGUUUGUAAUUUAAAUGAUACUUAUUUAUAGCAAGUAACAGGCCGUAAUUCAUUGAUGAAGUCAAUAAAUAUUUUGUACCAA